GUCAGACGUUUGCAGGCAUCGGUGUCGAGAAGACAAAAAUUUUUUUAGUCAAUUGCAUUUGCGGAAAUUAAGUAACAAAUCUUCUUGGUGGAAGAAGCAAAGGUGAGGUGAUCGAGAGAUUAAGAACGAAAAAUUCUAUCUUUAGACCCAGUGAAAAUGCUUUGGAAUGUGAUCUGUACGUUGUUAUUUCUAUCUAUCGGGACCUCAACUGGAUAUAUCACACAGAAACCGUCUUUCCUGAAAACGUGCCCCAUUCAGACGGUAUCGGAAGAGGAAUUCACAAAAUGUUCCACGGAGGACAUUCAGAGACUCUUUCAGCACUUGUACACUGGGAUUGAAGGUCUCGAAGAUGUGGUUGUUGAUCCACUAAAAAUAAACCGCAUCAAAGUAUUACAAGGUGCUGGUCCUGUGAGUUUAAAUGCGUCCUUGUCAAAGGUCACCGUGACGGGAUUUAGACACACAAAAGUCACUGAAAGCAAGGUCAAUCCCAAGGAUUUCAGUUGGGAGACCAAAUUCUUCCUCCCAAAGGUUCGCAUUGAAGGUGUUUACACGAUGCAGGGCAGAAUCCUUAUUAUACCCCUCAAUGGCCGGGGAAAGUGCUGGCUAGAGCCUGUUAACAUGAACAUCCACAUGUACACCAGGACGAGACUGAUUGAGAGGGAUGGCUUUGUGUUCUACAAUGUGACAGGAACAAGGGUGGAAUACGAUAUCAGUGGCCUAAGAUUGCGCUUUGACAAUCUCUUUGACGGAGUCAAAGCUCUGGAGGACAGUACAAAUGCCUAUCUGAAUGAAAAUUGGCGUCCUGUCAAUGAGGGCCUUAAACCAGUUAUCGCCAAAACCGUAGAGGAUAUCCUUCUGAGAAUGAUGAAGAAGAUCUUUGACAAUAUUCCCGCCAAUUUCUUCGUGUCUGAUAUACCAAAACCCAGUGAACUGUACAGUCGGAAGAAUAACUAAAGCGAGACAUUCCAACUGCAAAUGCGUUAAUAAAAUGUGUAAAUAAGGUGAAGAGCUAUGUACAUUCCAAUGUUAAUGAAUUAAGAGCCUAGUCUAGACUACAAACAAUAUAUAUGUGUGAAAUUAAUUAAAAUUACAGAAAAAAAAACUGUUUCUAUUUC
Molecule: messenger RNA, 1115 nt
Organism: Phlebotomus papatasi
Lineage: Eukaryota; Metazoa; Arthropoda; Insecta; Diptera; Psychodidae
Product: protein takeout-like
Exons: 4
Coding region: 157-954 (265 amino acids)
Source: RefSeq, a predicted model, not a curated record